GCCGAGAAGUGGAUUGCAGUUUUUGUUGACAUGAGCUAACGUCAAAUGAGACGAUACAAAUAUUAUUUUUGGGUGAAUGGCUGGAUACAGUUGUGCAUCUUGUUUAAGGUAUAAGUUACUUUAAAAAGUAGCAAAAACGGGCAAGGUAGUUAGCAGCAAACUAGCUCUAAAAGCUAACGCAGUUUAGGGCUUGACUUCCAGUUUAGCAUUUUCUUUAAACACCGCCUAUUCUCUAUUCCUAUUGGUUGGGAGUUGCUGGAGUCAUGUGUCGUCGUUACUACUGGGGUCUGUGAAUGGCUAUACAAUCUAUCACUCAUCUUUUCACCACUUGUUGCUAGGGAGAUUGUUUGAUGCUAGCUACAGCGGAAGUAAAGAAGUAAAUACUAACGGAGGCACCUGGCAUUUUUUGGUUGUAAAUAGAGCUGCUAUUUAACCUGUUUAUGUUGCGACGCGUCCUGUAAUAGUUAAUUUAUAUUGUGUGAUUAGAUGAUUGUACAUGUAUAUUUUUAGUAGUUGGUUACAGCUAUCGUUUUAAGGACAAAGAUAGGUGCAGCUGUGCUGGAGGAGGGAGGGACCCUGCCUGCCACCCAACGUUGUCGUUGGUGCGUGUGCGAGCCAGUCCAGCGAGUUUUCUCGACUCUCAUUCACCUUCAGCAGCACCCACCAGAAGUAGUUGUCCUCUCAAGGGUGGGGUGAUGUCCAAAGCUUUGUGUUCAUCAUCUCUGCCUUGCUGAAAAUCCAAGAAUGAAAAGGCACUACGCGGUGUGAACCGACAUCACUUCUUCAAUCUUGGGAGGAUGAAGUGGUUGCAGGGGGUUAGCAAGUCCGUUUUUUGCUUUAUACUAUGUUUAAUAUAAAUAUAGGAAUGGAAAGAUGAGAACCUUAUGAAGAACAAACCCUACAGACUGGACUCUAAGAAGUGGACACCUCAGCUUGGAUCUUACACACAUUUUAAACAUACCUUAUCCUGUUUAAAACCCUUUCCCCUCUUUAACCACUUUUAUGUUUAUGUAUCUUUUUAUGUCUUUUAGUGGUAGCUCAGAAUUGUUGAUCAAAGGAAAUUGGCCCCAUUUUUGUUUUUAUCUUUUACUUUUACUUUUUGUUCCUUUGUAAAGAAAUGCUUUACCUGAAAAAGUACUUCACAGAGGGCCUGAUUCAGUUCACCAUCCUUCUGAGUCUCAUUGGGGUGCGGGUGGACGUUGACACCUAUUUAACUAAUCAGUUGCCCCCACUGAGAGAGAUCAUCCUGGGGCCUAGCUCAGCCUACACCCAGACACAGUUUCACAAUCUACGUAACACGCUGGACGGCUAUGGAAUCCAUCCAAAGAGUGUGGACCUCGACCAUUUUUUCACUACUCGACGACUACUAAACCAGGUGCGCCAGCUGGAUCGCCUGUUCGUGCCCAGUACCGAGCUUAACACCUGGCUAGUGCAUCGUGACUCUGAGACUGUGGUAUCUGCCAGCAGCCAGUCCAGCCCCGGCAUAACCCUGGACAAUGGGGCCGGCCUAGAGGACGUUAACAACAUUGACGCUACCCCGGCCAUGAGGGGAGGAGGUGGAGCACCUGAAUCCACGUACAGCUUGAAUGCAGCGGACAGCAGCCUGGGAGCUGUGGCCUCAGAGGGCAACCAGGAGCAGAACACCAGGGAUGGCAAUGACGACCUCACCAAAGAGGACAUUGACUUGAUUGACAUCCUAUGGCGACAGGACAUUGACCUUGGUGCUGGAAGAGAAGUGUUCAACUACAGCAACCGUCAGAAGGAAAGUGAGGGGGAGAAGCCCAACCCACAGGAGAACAAAGAUGGGAACGAGGAACAAGAGAGCUGGAGAAAUGGCAUAAACUUACAAGGGGCUCAGCCAGUGGAUGGGGAAACUGGAGAAAGCAUUCCAGAGCAGUUGCAAACUCUUGGCUCACAGACUUCACUGUCACUACAGGAGUGCUUGAGGCUGUUGGAGGCCACAUUCCCUUUUGGAGAAGACGCUGAGUUUCCAGCCCCUAUUGUUACCCCAGAAAUACAAAUUGCCAAUGAAGAAGUUCCUUCCACAUCUCAGGGUCUUCCUCUGGCACCACAGCUGCCUGCAACAGAGCCUCAGUUAGACCUGGAGCAGCAGUGGCAAGAUAUUAUGGCCAUCAUGGAGCUACAGGCAAUGGAAGUAAACAACACUUCACUCCCUACAAACGCCAACAGUGCACGUGCCACAAAUGGGACAGUUGAGUCAAACACAGUGGGAAACUUUGAAAUUUCCACACCCUCAACUCCAAUAAACCAGGAUGUCAGCCUUCACCAGGCCUCCCUUCCCAGCUGCAGCCAAGACUUUCCCCAGAUUUUCAACUCCCAGCUGGACUCUGUAAGAAUCACCCCAAGAACCAGCAUGGUCACACUUUCCUCCAGCAACUCCACCAACAUCAACUCCACGUUUGGAGCCACUAACUUGACAGGGAUCUUUCUCCCACCACACAUAAACAGUUCCAGUAACAAUGUCACAAACACACCUGCCCUGCCAGAUCCAUUCGCCACACUUCUAGAAGAGUCCAUGCUCGAUGAAAUCAGCCUGCUAGAUCUCGCCAUGGAGGAGGGCUUUAGCCAAGCCCAAGCUUCCCAGUUGGAGGAUGAGCUUGACUCAGAUUCUGGUCUAUCACUAGACUCCAGCCACAGUCCAGCUUCUCCAAGCAGCUCUGAGACAUCCUGCUCAUCGGCAGCUUCUUCCUCCUCAACUUCUGCCACCUUCUCAGAAGAAGGAGCUGUGGGCUACAGCACUGACUCUGAGGUGGCCACUGUGGAGACAGAAGAGGGUGCUGUUGGGGGUUAUCAGCCUGAGUAUAGUAAGCUCUGCCGUAUGAGCUAUCAGGACCCCUCUCAAUUCCAUAACCUCCCUCAACUUGACAGCAUCAGCCACAAUCAUACUUACAACCUGCCACUCUCCUCUGCCUUCUCUGAGCACUCAGAGCUCCCCAUUUCAGCAGGGAAGAAGAACAUCCGUGACAAACACAACUCAAAGCUCCAGCCUGCUCAGGACUUGCUUGACAAGCACGCAAGUCGUGACGAGCGUCGAGCCAGGGCCAUGAAAAUCCCCUUCUCCAACGAAAAGAUCAUCAACCUGCCAGUUGAGGAAUUCAACGAGCUCCUAGCCAAGCACCACCUGAGCGAAGGCCAGCUAGCCCUUAUCCGUGAUAUCCGCAGGCGUGGCAAAAACAAGAUGGCAGCCCAGAACUGCCGCAAGCGCAAGCUGGACGCCAUCAUAAAUCUGGAGCAGGGCGUCCAAGACCUGAGGCGCGACAAAGCCCGUCUGCUGAAGGAGAAGAUGGAGUUCAUUCGCUCCAUCCGGCAGAUGAAGCAGAAGAUGCAAAGUCUGUACCAGGAGGUGUUCACUCAGCUACGGGACGAAGAGGGCCGGCCCUAUCCUCCCAAUGAGUACUCGCUGCAGUACAGCGCUGACGGCAGCGUGCUGAUCAUGCCCCGCAGCAUGACCACAGCUGAGCAGAACCGUAAGCCCGAGAAAAAACAAAAAGACAAAAAGAAGUGAGGGUGGACAUACUGCAGUUUAUUCUAUCACUUUGCUAAAUCUAUAAGAAAGAUUUUUGCAGAUGCAAAAGAGAUGUCCUUUUUUCCUUUAAGAAGAUUCUGGUGAGUAGAAAACUGGCGCUGACUACUUCUUCUGCAUUAGUUUUCUCCCUUUUCAUUCUACUUUUUUUCCCUUGAAACAACUUUGAAGCAGAAGUAGCUCUUCCUUUGAGUACCAAUGUUUCAUUAUUUAGAUGAGAAGAAGGGGAUUUUAAAGGAGAAAUAAUGAGCUAUUAGGAAGAAAAAAAAAUUAGCCGCUCUUGAUCCUUUUGCACCAAACCACUGAGGAUGGAGAUUUGUAGGGUAAAAGAAGGGACUACUAUCAAGAAGGUACAGUAAACAAAUGUUGGCGACAAGGAUGGCUGGAAUACCUAUGCACCGAAGGUUUUAAAGGACUAUCAACUCACACCCCAACCUGGAGACUUAAGUGAUUUUUAUUUUAUUAUCCUUAUUGGUCGCUGAGGCUUUUAAGUUUAAAAAAUCUUCAGGCAAAGAAUAGCAUCUAUGGUUGUGAGAGUUUAGAUACCAAAGGCUAAAGGAAGUCCGUCGUUUUAGGAUGCCAUUAACACCUAUACUAACCAAAGGUUGUAUGGUGCACAUUACGUGAUCUGUAUACAUCCACGCUCAAACACUGCAAUCUUAUUCUGUAAGUUUGUCAAGUUUUUGAGUCAGUUUGUUGGUGGCCACUUAGUUUGGAAGGCCCAAAUGGAUAAGUUGGACGUUGGGAUGUGAGGAGGCUGAGUGGACGUGGGCUGGCCACUGCUAAAAGAGGCAUGGAGAUGAAGUCCUGCAGGAAAGGCAGCAGGAUUAUUUUAUUGGGAGGAGGCACACUGCAUUGCAAAAUGUAUCAACUUCCUUAUAAAUUAUACAUAGCUCUGUAAUUUGUCUUUAAAAGGCUUGGCUGUUUGCAUUUUGCCGUGUCUGUCGCUAUUCCUUCGCUGCAGGUUUAAAUACAGGGGCUGUGUUUAGGAAGGCUCUUAUUAACUGUUCAUAAUCUGUAGUAUAAGCAAGGUUAUAGGUCUAGUCACAUCAACUUUAUGUAAAAGUCUUCGCCUUUCUUUGUUGAUAUAAAAACUUUGCACGGAGCCUGUGAUUACAAGAGGAAUUAAACAUACUGUGAUGUGCCAGAAGCUCCGGAGAGUACUGUAUUAUUUAAACUAAGCCCAGCUAUCACACAUCCCGUUUAUAGGUUAUUACGUUUUUAUUUUUCCUCUUGGAUGCCCCACUUUGAGGAUUUACACAAAACCGGUUCAGUUGAUGCUGUGGUGACGGCAGCGGCAUCCAUUUUUGAAGUAACCUUGCCAACUUUACUGGGCGCAAAGCCACUUGAAGUAAUUUUUAAACUGCUGUAAAGCUGAGUUGUUGAAAAGUCAUACUUUUUCUUUUUAAGUGUUUGUGUUGACAAAGUGAACCACUUUGUUAUGAGUUAAAAGUUUGCGAAUGUGUGAAAUGGCAGUGUGUGUCAUGGCCACUGUAAUUUAAUUGCCUUUAUGUAAAAUCUCAUUAUCUUCACUAUCAAGGAUUUUGAGAACCGAGGAGGAGCGUUCUCAAAGUAGAAGUGCUAUUAUCCGUCGAUUUGAAUGAAGUAUGUCUGUGCGUGUAUCACCCUAUUUAAAAGAUAAAUAAAUUAAAAAUAGGUCUGUUGUUGCAGCUGAGAUAGCAGUUAGGCUAGAAUAAUUACAAGAGGCUAAACAGAACACGCAACAUUAAGACAAUGUCAAAAAAAGACUGUUUUGAAAGGAGAAAUGUCCUCAUUAAAUAUGAUAUUCAGGCAUGAAACUCUGGUUAACAUUCACUUCAGUGUAACCCAGUGCGACACCAGUUAUUAAGCACUGCUACUACUUAGUGCACUUUUUUGUCUGUCUUGUUAUGUAAAUAUUUUUACGUUUGUGUUUAUGAUUUAUGUAGUUUGUUAAAUGUCUCCAUAACAAUCUCACCCUCUGCUUUGAGUUUGGAUGUAGUUCCCUGUUUUGAGGUAUUUGCUGGCAAUCAAGAAUUGUUUUUAUUGAUUAAUAAAGUGUUUUUAUUUUCA
Melanotaenia boesemani (Boeseman's rainbowfish) is the source of this 5596-nucleotide messenger RNA. It is a transcript of the gene nfe2l1b, whose product is annotated as nuclear factor, erythroid 2-like 1b. NCBI's taxonomy places the organism in Eukaryota, Metazoa, Chordata, Actinopteri, Atheriniformes, Melanotaeniidae. The record is from RefSeq and is a predicted model, not a curated record. The transcript has 6 exons. Gene Ontology annotation, molecular function: RNA polymerase II cis-regulatory region sequence-specific DNA binding; DNA-binding transcription factor activity, RNA polymerase II-specific. Bases 1118 to 3526 code for a protein of 802 amino acids. Gene Ontology annotation, biological process: regulation of transcription by RNA polymerase II. Gene Ontology annotation, cellular component: nucleus.